GCCCCGGAUGUCACUCUCUCACCAACAUGGCGGCUCUCAGCGCUGCCGAAGUCAUCGCUCAGCUGGAAAGCGCCGCCAAAGUUUUAAUGGCACCCCCAUCCAUGGUCAGUCAUGAACAACGUCAACAUGCAGAACACAUAUUCCUGUCAUUUAGAAAAUCAAAAUCACCAUUUGCAGUAUGUAAACACAUAUUAGAAACAAGUAAAGUUGACUACGUUCUUUUUCAAGCUGCCACAACCAUAAUGGAAGCAGUUGUGCGAGAAUGGGUACUCUUGGAAAAAAACAGCAUUGAAUCACUACGGACAUUCCUAUUAACUUACGUCUUACAAAGGCCUAACCUUCAGAAAUAUGUUCGAGAGCAGAUAUUAUUAGCAGUAGCAGUAAUUGUAAAGCGAGGCUCAUUAGACAAAACCAUUGUCUGCAACAGCAUCUUCCAUGAAGUCAGCCACUUAAUAAGCAGUGGUAACCCAGCAGUGCAGACAUUGGCCUGUUCAAUCCUAACAGCAUUAUUAAGUGAGUUCUCAAGUUCCACUAAAACCAGCAAUAUUGGCCUCAGUAUGGAGUUCCAUGGAAGCUGCAAAAGAAUAUUUCAGGAAGAUGACCUUCGCCAAAUAUUUGUUUUGACGGUUGAGGUGCUUCAGGAAUUCAGCCGACGGGAAAACCUCAGUGCUCAGUUGUCUUCUGUAUUUCAGCGUUACCUUGCACUAGCUAAUCAAGUCUUGAGCUGGAACUUUCUUCCACCGAAUUUGGGCAGGCAUUAUAUAGCUAUGUUUGAAUCCUCCCAAAAUGUGAUGUUAAAGCCAACAGAAUCCUGGCGAGAGACACUUCUGGACAGCAGAGUUAUGGAUCUCUUCUUUACAGUACAUCGUAAAAUCAGAGAAGAUUCUGACAUGGCACAGGACUCCUUGCAAUGCCUGGCACAGUUGGCCUCCAUCCAUGGACCUAUAUUUCCUGAUGAGAGAGCACAGGUUGAUUACCUGGCUCACUUUAUUGAAGGAUUGCUCAAUAUGAUUAAUGGGAUAGAAAUCGAGGAUUCUGAAGCUGUGGGAAUUUCCAAUGUUAUGAGCAACUUGAUUUCAGAGUUCCCACGCAGUAUCUUAACUGCCAUUCCAAGUGAACUAUUUUCUUCUUUCAUAAACUGCCUCACACAUCUCACCUGCUCUUUUGGACGGAGUGCUGCUCUGGAAGAAGUACUGGACAAAGAUGACAUGGUGUAUAUGGAGGCGUAUGACAAACUGCUUGAGUCGUGGCUUACACUCGUACAAGACAAUAAGCAUUUCCAUAAAGGGUUUUUCACUCAACAUGCUGUACAAGUUUUUAAUUCCUACAUUCAAUGCCAUUUGGCAGCACCAGAGGGCACAAGAAACUUGACCACCAAUGGUGUAACGACACGUGAUGAGGAAGAAAUCAGUGAAGUACAAGAAGAUGAUCGAGAGAUGUUCUCAGACCAGUUGGCAAGUAUCGGCAUGCUAGGAAGAAUAGCAGCAGACCACUGCAUACCACUUCUUAUAAGUUUAUUGGAAGAUAGAGUAACAAGACUUCAUGGCCAGUUACAAAGGCAACAACAGCAGUUUCUUUCAUCACCAGGACCAGCAACAUUGGAUAAUAAAGUACUGGAUGAUUUGUAUGAGGAUAUUCAUUGGCUACUUUUAGUCACAGGCUACCUCUUAGCUGAUGAUACUCAGGGAGAGACUCCUCUUAUACCUCCAGAAAUAAUGGAAUAUUCCAUUAAGCAUGCCACUGAAGUUGACAUUAACACAACACUUCAGAUUCUGGGUUCCCCAGGGGAAAAAGCUUCCUCUAUUCCAGGAUGUAACAGAACAGAUUCUGUGAUUAGAUUGUUAGCUGCUGUUCUGAGAGCUUCAGAAGUUGAGUCUCGAGCCACAAGGGCAAACUUGACAGAACUCCUCAGUCCUCAAAUGGGCAAAGAUAUUAUGUGGUUCCUGAAACGAUGGACAAAGACCUACCUUUUAGUAGAUGAAAAACUUUAUGAUCAGAUAAGUUUACCGUUGAGUACAGCAUUUGGCGCAGACACUGAAGGUGCUCAGUGGAUUGUCGGGUACCUUCUAGAAAAAGUUAUCAGUAAUCUUUCAGUGUGGAUUGCAGAACAGGACCUGGCAAAUGAUACAGUUCAACUCCUUGUAACGCUAGUAGAGAGGAGAGAACGGGCCAACUUAGUAAUAAAAUGUGAAAGCUGGUGGAAUUUGGCAAAACAGUAUGCAAGUCGAAGUCCACCACUGAACUACCUUCCUAGUAGUGUACAACGGACAUUGAUGAAAGCCCUGGUUUUGGCAGGGUUUGCUCAUGUGGAUACAGAAACAAAACAACAGUAUUGGACAGAGGUUCUCCAGCCACUCCAACAGCGAUUUCUUAAUGUUAUAAACCAAGAAAACUUUCAACAAAUCUGUCAGGAAGAAGAGGUGAAGCAGGAGAUCAUUGCUACACUGGAGGCACUUUGUGGAAUAGCUGAAGCAACACAGAUAGACAAUGUAGCCAUUCUGUUCACCUUUUUAAUGGACUUUCUCAAUAAUUGCAUUGGUUUAAUGGAAAUUUACAAGAACACACCCGAGACUGUUAACUUGAUCAUAGAAGUUUUUGUUGAAGUUGCACAUAAACAAAUCUGCUACCUUGGAGAGUCAAAAGCCAUGAAGUUGUAUGAAGCCUGUCUGACGCUUCUGCAGGUUUAUUCUAAGAACAGCUUAGGCAGGAAACGGACUGAUGUAGCAGCAGAAGAAGAGCAGUAUCAAGACUUGUUGCUCAUUAUGGAACUUCUGACUAACCUCCUAUCAAAGGAGUUUAUAGACUUCAGUGACACAGAUGAAGUAUUCCGUGGGCAAGAAUCUGGACAGCCUGGAAACAGAUCAGUGUCAGCUGCUGAUGUAGUCCUUUAUGGAGUGAAUAUUGUACUGCCACUUAUGUCACAAGACUUGCUAAAGUUUCCAUCAUUGUGUAACCAGUAUUACAAAUUAAUCACCUUCAUUUGUGAAAUAUUUCCUGAGAAAAUACCACAGCUUCCUGAAGAACUUUUUAAGAGUCUUAUGUACUCUUUAGAAUUGGGCAUGACCUCGAUGACAUCUGAAGUUUCCCAACUCUGUUUGGAAGCCCUCACACCUUUAGCUGAAACAUGUGCCAAGGCACAAGAAACAGAAUCACCACUCUUCGCUGCAACCAGACAUUUUCUUAAGCUCGUCUUUGAUAUGCUGGUAUUGCAGAAGCACAAUGCAGAACUUACUGAUGCUGCAGGUGAAGCCUUCUACACACUAGUAUGUCUGCAUCAGGCUGAGUAUUCAGAAUUAGUUGAAACCCUACUAUCAAGCCAGCAGGAUCCAGUUAUAUAUCAACGAUUAGCAGAUGCCUUCAACAAUCUUACUGGAAGCAGCACUCCCCCGACAUUGGACCGCAAGCAAAGGAUGGCCUUCCUAAAAAGCCUUAAAGACUUUAUGGCAAAUGUCGGUGGUCUUCUAUGUGUUAAAUAGACUUGAGCUGCAAACACCCUUGUUGAAGAAUGCACUGUAAAGCAUGGAAAAUCAAAGUUGACUGAAUUUUAUACCUGUUUAAAGGCUGUUGCCUGCCAUCUUGGAUUUUAGGCUCUCAGGAUAUUUGGUCUAAGCCUACCACAUUAAGACAGAAGGAUGAACCCACCACUAUUCAGUUGCCAGUAUUUCUUAGCCAUGAUUUGUCAUAUAAUCUAAUCGUUUACUUAAAAAAUGAAUGAAAAUAGUGUAUUUUAGAAAAUUCCAGUAUGUGUGGAUGAAUGGGCACAGUGAAUGGAUCCAGUGCCUUUUCAUGUCUGGUUUAAACCAGCUGCCCAAAUGGCCAGAUAAACUGUCUUAUUGCUUAUAUUUGAACCCUUGCUUUGAGGGAAUCACUGUAGACAAAAUACACAGCUGUAAAUGUUAUGGCUGAAAUGAGCUUUAUUUUUUUUUCCAGCAUAUGGAUUUAUUUGUGACCUAAAGAAAACACCAAAUUGUAGCGUUCGAAACUUGAUUUUUUUUUCAUAUCAGGCAGUGAUCACGUCGUACACAAUACUUCAGAUUCACUUUGUACUGCCUGCUAUUCAGAAUAAAAUAUAUAUUUUUGCUUCCCAACCGUGAAUUUUAGGAAUUGUAACCAGUUGCCUUAUUUUCUGUAAAUAUGAAAACUUUGUGUUCUGAAACACCUGAAACUGGAUUGCCAAAGUGGCAACUUUUGUGUUGUUUUUUUUCUUGUAAUUUCCCCUUCCUCUAAAAUGAAAAGUUUGUCAUUGUUUGGUGUCAAAAGUACCUGUAGUGUUAACAUUUACUUAAGAAUGAAAAUCGUCAUUUUGGAUACUAAAAUUAAGUCAUUUAAGUUCUACAUUAAGGCUUAAAGGGAUUUACUUUUUAAACAAAACAAAACUUUACACCUGAACUGUCACACUGCUAGGUUCUUGUGUCUUAUUUGAGCAAUAAUGAAUUCUAGGGUGUGAAUUCUUUAAUAAUGUACACCAGGAUAAACUGGGCAUUAAUUUAAAAAAAACUCUAGUUUAUGCUGUUGCAUAGUCAAUCAAACUUUUAACACUUUUAGAAUAAAUGUAAAUAAUCUGUUGGCAUUUUGUUUGUGACAAAUUCGCCUUGACUAGCCUUUGGACAACAAAUGACAAUGUAGAUACAUAAGUAACUGCAUAUUAUAAUACUGCACGGUACAUUCAGGAUUCCAAAAUGAAAAAUAAAAUUAAUCAGGAUGAGAGAGUUCUGAGUAUGAACAUGCAAAUUAGUUUUAAAAAUAGGGAUGAAGUGAACAAAGCUUGUGGUCAUACCAUUUAAUAAACGAAAUAGAAAAUGUAUAGUAGGUCACUCAACACCUGAAAGAGAAAGAUGGGUAACUUUUUGGAUAUGAUCCAGUUUUAAGAAAGCCUCCAUCUAAAAUGUUCACUAAUCUUUCCCUUUUCAGUGUUGACUUACUUGCUGUGCAUUUUUAUUUUUGGUAUUGGUGGUUUUUCUGUUCACCCGAGAAGAGAGAGUAUUCUCUUUGAUGAACUUUGUACAGGUUGUAUGUCAAAACUACUGAAAAAUAAUUGUACUUGGUUAAGUUUCUUUUCAGGCCAGCCAACAAGUGGAAUUUUGUAUGGGUCCCAUAACACACUCAAUUUAAAAUAAAAUUAAAGUAGCUAAUGGAAUUAAAGUUGCUGCAUUUUUUGCUUUUCAUUUUUUCUGGAAUAUGAAAUCUAAUCUACAGAGGAGGAAAUAGAAUACAUUUGAGAGUCUCUGCAGACUGUUGUAGAUCAGUUUUCUGUAGGGGACCUACUCCCAAACUCCAGGGCUCUUCAAAUACUCUGUUUAUGUUUGGGGGUUUUUCCCUUAGAUGGGCAAUGGCACAAUUUACCACCCACUUUGUCAGGACUUCAAAACUCAAUGUACAAAGCGAAGGUUAUUCCAUUUAACGAGGGAACAUUUGACCCGGCAUACUCUAUAUCUUCAUUUUCAGCUACUUUGUUUAUUUUAAAUUAGGUUUGUACGGUACCAAAUUCUGCGAGCUGGCCAGUAACAUGGUUAUAGAACAUGUCAAGAAUCAUAUUGAUACAUGCUUUUUUUUUGAUUAGUCAAAUUAUUACAGCAUGCCAUGUUUGUACAUCUAUUCUCAGAAAAGAUGAGUGAUCAGUAUAUCACGCAGUGCUUGAGAUGUGCAUCCUAUUUGGUGGCCCAUAUAUUGAAAUUUAACUUGCAUAUUUUAUUCCCUUUCACCAGUCUCCCAUUAAAAUGCAGUAAAUGUACAAUACUGAAUACUGCAAUAAUUUGAAUCAAUCAUCCUUUGUUUUUAAAUAAGCGCCAUGGAAAUUGGUGAUAUCCUUUUGGGUGCACUGAAAGAUUGUGAUAUUUAAAUAAAUCAAGCUUGAAGGAGUUGCAUGUAUACAAGUUGUACAUUGUAGGAAGACCAACAAAAAUGCAGUUUCAACCAAUUUAAGCACAAAAUGCAGCUUAAAAUAUUGCCUAGCAAAAAUGAGCAUUGGCUUUUCCUGUUUUGUUCCCCAGACCCCUCCCCUUCAUGUAUUGUUCUGGAAGAUGUAAUCUGAUGCAGUUUACCCAUCAACAAUGAUUCUAUUGGAAUGCAAGAUGAGAUGAUUAUCAGCACACUGAAAUAAUGAACCUUAAUCACCAUAUAUGCUCUGUAGCAGAGUAACUAUUCCUUGUGCAAAUUUCAUGUAUACAAAUUAGUGAUAAGGCAAUCUGGCUGUGUGUCUGAAUUCUGCAUUUCAUAUUACGAGAUUAAUGCAAAUACAUACUGAAGACCAAGAUUCUUUUUCUGCUGUGAUAGAAUUAGAAUCUAUUGUGAUAACUCAGACAUAAAAAAUGGGUGGUAGAGAAAGGGAUGUAGUGUACAGAUUUACUUAGCAUUUGCUUAAUGUUGUAUUGUGUUUGAAUUAAAGUUCAAAGGAUGGUAGACUCAUAAGUAUUCUACACCCAUAAAAAUUUAUAUAUUGAAUAUGCCAUUUUAUCAUGUUAUGCAAAUAGCUUCUAUUCUACACAAGGUUAAACUGCUGAAACUACUUUGUUGGCUAAUUUAAUCAUAAAAUUUAAAUUAAUCACAAAAGGUCAAGUUGUACUUAAGAAAACAAUUAAAACUUGUAUAAAAAUAAUUUAUAGGUAAAGAAUGUCUCUUCACUAUUGGCUGUCAUACUUUUGACAUUUUUAAAUAAUGCCACAUUUUAGUUGCAAUUCCAUGGUCAUAGCCCUUAUUCUGACCAGGAAUAUCCAGGACUGUUGAACCAAGUAUUUAACUACGCUGUGAAAUACUGCAGGUCAAGAAAAAUAAAAUACUCUGUCAAUUGCUGCCAUGUGACAACUACUGUGACCUUUUUAAUUCAUCUGGAAUCUGUCUUGAAUGAAUCAUAGCUUUUCUUGAUGUGUAACCAGUUUGUGUGGUUAUGCAUAAGUUAAUAGCUGUGAUGCAUUUAAAUAAUCAGUCUCAUGUUUUGUGCAUUGUUUUGUACUUUUUUGUGAUUUAUUUCGUCAUGUUAUAUUAGAUCCCUGAUGUGUGCAAGCACCAUUUUAUGUACAUUAUUUUAUAAAAAUUUUGAUCAUUUAAUUUUUUUAAUUGCACAUAGAAGGAAUUGUAAAGAGUUGAGGAUAUGUUUUGGGGACAUCUAACCUAAAAUGUAUCAUAUAAGUGUUCUUAUAAAACUUUUUAAUGUUUUGGUGCAGUUAAGUUCAGUACAAAUUCUGACUAUUGCAUAGUCUACCCUUCUUGCAUAGUACAAGAUACAUUUUUAAAAAGAAAAAUACACAUGGAAUGUUUCUCUGUAUAUAUGCGGUGACGACCAAAUAAACUUUGGCUGCUGUUUAAA
Molecule: messenger RNA, 7303 nt
Organism: Carcharodon carcharias (great white shark)
Lineage: Eukaryota; Metazoa; Chordata; Chondrichthyes; Lamniformes; Lamnidae
Gene: xpo4
Product: exportin 4
Exons: 23
Coding region: 27-3476 (1149 amino acids)
Biological process (GO): protein export from nucleus
Cellular component (GO): cytoplasm; nuclear pore
Molecular function (GO): nuclear export signal receptor activity
Source: RefSeq, a predicted model, not a curated record